This is a messenger RNA of Bathycoccus prasinos, 2274 nucleotides long. RefSeq lists its product with no specific name. Bases 1 to 2274 code for a protein of 757 amino acids. Gene Ontology annotation, molecular function: ATP binding; protein kinase activity. NCBI's taxonomy places the organism in Eukaryota, Viridiplantae, Chlorophyta, Mamiellophyceae, Mamiellales, Bathycoccaceae. Gene Ontology annotation, biological process: protein phosphorylation. The record is from RefSeq and is a predicted model, not a curated record. The transcript has a single exon.
AUGAAGCCCUUUACGCCUUUCCGGUGCGCGAGGAAAGUAAGUGGUGGUGUUUUCGAGAGUCGCAGCAGAGCAGCAGUAGUACUAAUAAUAAUAAACGAGGGACGCUACUUUGUUGUAAAGAGUUUUAUCGAAAGAAUGGGCAUCUGCGCGUCGUCGCCGUCAAAGUCUUUCCUUGUAGGGAAAUCCGGCGGCGACGAAUCCGCUCGCGACGGCAAAACGUGGUACUCGAAACACGUCCAACGAGAAGGCUCUGAAGUCAACAUGUAUUUCGAUAAAGUCGUCUCCGAGGACUAUCACAUCUCGAAGAAGAAAAUUGGAAGCGGGAUGCAAGGUUCGGUGUACGAAGGGACCGCGAGAGGAGAGAAGGAUUCCUUCAAGGGAGAAAAAGUUGCCAUCAAAGAGACACACAUUGGCGCCAUGAACAAGAAUUCGGGCGAGCGAAGGAAAGAAGCGUACGCGGAGUUAGAAACACUCUCUCGAAUGCGACAUCCAAACAUCGUCCAGUUAAUAGCGGCGUAUCAAACGAGCUCGGAGUUACAACUGGUGAUGGAAAAAAUCGACGGGAAAGGUUUGAUUAGCUAUUUGGUAGAAUGCGACGAGAAGUUGGCGAGCGGCGCGCAGACGGAGAAAGAGCAAAGGGAGGAGAAGUUUUCGCUGAUGCGACAGCUGUGCGAUGCGGUGGCGCACGUGCACGCGAGGAACGUGUGUUUUAGGGAUUUACAGCCGGAAAACGUGAUGAUUACGAAUCAGGAGCCGAGACAGGUGAAGUUGAUUGAUUUCGGUCGAGCGGUGGUUUUGAAGAGGAAGGACCACAUGGAAGGGAAUUUACAGCCGAUGGGAACGAGUUUGUUCCAAGCGCCUGAGGUAGAGAAGAGGUGCGAAUACGGCCAAGCCAGCGAUAUGUGGGCGGUAGGUGUGUUUUUGUACCUCUUGAUUAGUAAUAAAAUGCCGUUUUCGAGGACCGUGGAAGGCGUGUACGCGGUUCUGCGAGGAUCGUACGAACCGUUCGACGAGACGUUUAAUAAACAGGCUCGAAGUUUAGUCUCGAAACUGUUGGUGGUGAACCCGAGUUCACGCAUGAACGCCGCGCAAGUGAAUCAGCACAAAUAUUUAAGAAAGUUUGUUCAAAUGAAAGAAGAAUACCAGAAAGCCGGGACAAAUGUGAGCAGAGAGAGGGACAUUUUAGUGCCGGCGACGAUGCAAAAAGACGUCGAGCGGUCGCUGUUGGCGUUGGAAGAGACGAAAGAUAUCACGAAAGAGUGCGUGAAGAUUCUGUGCGAGUUGAGCGCGCAAGACGUGGCGACUUUGAGACGAUGGUUGAACAUGAGUUCGGAGAAGAGCGUGCACGAAGGCAAAGCGAACGUUGGAUUGAAUGUAGAAUUGAAAAAGAAUGGUAACAGAAGAAGGGAGGAAGACGCGGAACACGCGGAAGAGAACAACGGGGACGAUGAGAGCGAAAACGAUGGAGGAGGUUCGAGCAACGAAGGCUCCAGAACGAGCAACGGGUCGUACUCGUGGAACGACGAUUCCACGCACCGAGGGAACGCCAAAGUAGGCACCGGUGGUUUAGCGCACUUGGCGCAUUCGUUUCGAAAAAGUUUAGACGAGGACCCCGAGGCGAGAAGUUUCAUCGGGUUGGUGCACGAACAAGGUUUGAGUUCACUGGACGAACUGAUUACCGCGUGCGUGGCGUCUGGUUUAUUUAAAACUGCGGACCAGUUAGUUGAACUCGAAAGCAACGUUUUAGCGAAAAGGAGGAACAGAUUUGGCGGCGAAAACGAGAUGACGAAAAUCACCUCUUCCAAGAACGCGCAAGAGACGAUUCGAAAUACCGUUUUAGUGCGACACGGGGAUUUACUCCGAUUAGUUGAAACGACGCAACUGGAGCGCAUGAAAGAAGCAUCGUUUAGUGAUGAUGCCGAUAACGGGUCGUCGCCGCUCAAAAAUUCGAAUUCCAGCGCCCCGGCGAUUACGAUGGAGUCGUCUUCUAGUUUCUAUAACGAGGCGAAGAAGAAAAUCAGUCCGGAACGCCUCUCGCGAGACGGUACGAACCCCGCGCAACAACCGCCGGGCUCGUUGGAAGGGUCUCUGAGAGGUGGCAAUUCGUUCAGAAAACCGAGAGGCGGCAUGCCUGCGACGUUAAAUCGAAAACUAGAGGAAGUGAGAAGGGAAGCGAGUCUGGAUAACUUGGCGGCUGGAGGGAACGCGAGAGCUUUGGUGAGAAAUUUUUCGAGCGGGAGCUUAUUAGCGCACAGCGAGUCUAACGAAGAAUAA